UGUUGGCUCAGUAGCAGUAGCAGCGGCCGUGGAGGUAGCGCUGGGGACUGUUUUCCUUCGGGGGCCAGAGCGGAGCCGCGUCUGACUGAGGCGGGCGGCAAGCGGCCCCCUCGCUCCCUCCCUCCCUCCUCCGCGCCCUCCCCGCCGCCGCCAGCCGCCAACCGCCAACCGCCGCGCCCGGGGAGGAGCCGCGGCCCGCGGGGCCGGAGCCAGGCCUGCGUCCGGACAUCAGCCGGAGCCGGAGCGAGAGCCGGGGCCUCGGCGUCCCCGCCCUCUCCCCGCCUCAGGGGCCAGCGUCCGCCGGGCCCCCGCGCGUCGCGCCAUGGACUCGGACGAGGGCUACAACUACGAGUUCGACGAGGACGAAGAGUGCAGUGAGGAGGACAGCGGCGCCGAAGAGGAGGAGGACGAGGACGACGACGAGCCGGACGAUGAUAACCUGGAUCUGGGCGAGGUGGAGCUGGUGGAGCCCGGGCUGGGCGUCGGCGGGGAGCGGGACGGACUGCUGUGCGGAGAGACGGGCGGCGGCGGCGGCAGCGCUCUGGGGCCCGGCGGUGGUGGCGGUGGUGGCGGCGGCGGCGGCGGGCCGGGGCACGAGCAGGAGGAGGAUUACCGCUACGAGGUGCUCACGGCCGAGCAGAUUCUGCAACACAUGGUGGAAUGUAUCCGGGAGGUCAACGAGGUCAUCCAGAAUCCAGCAACUAUCACAAGAAUACUCCUUAGCCACUUCAAUUGGGAUAAAGAGAAGCUAAUGGAAAGGUACUUUGAUGGAAACCUGGAGAAGCUCUUUGCUGAGUGUCAUGUAAUUAAUCCAAGUAAAAAGUCUCGAACACGCCAGAUGAAUACAAGGUCAUCAGCACAGGAUAUGCCUUGUCAGAUCUGCUACUUGAACUACCCUAACUCGUAUUUCACUGGCCUUGAAUGUGGACAUAAGUUUUGUAUGCAGUGCUGGAGCGAAUAUUUAACUACCAAAAUAAUGGAAGAAGGCAUGGGACAGACUAUUUCAUGUCCUGCUCAUGGUUGUGAUAUCUUAGUGGAUGACAACACAGUUAUGCGCCUGAUCACAGAUUCAAAAGUUAAAUUAAAGUAUCAGCAUUUAAUAACAAAUAGCUUUGUAGAGUGCAAUCGACUGUUAAAGUGGUGUCCUGCCCCAGAUUGCCACCAUGUUGUUAAAGUCCAAUAUCCUGAUGCUAAACCUGUUCGCUGCAAAUGUGGGCGCCAGUUUUGCUUUAACUGUGGAGAAAAUUGGCAUGACCCUGUUAAAUGUAAGUGGUUGAAGAAGUGGAUUAAAAAGUGUGAUGAUGACAGUGAAACCUCUAAUUGGAUUGCAGCCAACACAAAGGAAUGUCCCAAAUGCCAUGUCACAAUUGAGAAGGAUGGCGGUUGUAAUCACAUGGUCUGUCGUAACCAGAACUGUAAAGCAGAGUUUUGCUGGGUGUGUCUUGGCCCUUGGGAACCACAUGGAUCUGCCUGGUACAACUGUAACCGCUAUAAUGAGGAUGAUGCAAAGGCAGCAAGAGAUGCACAGGAGCGAUCUAGGGCAGCCCUUCAGAGGUACCUGUUCUACUGUAAUCGCUAUAUGAACCACAUGCAGAGUCUACGCUUUGAGCACAAACUAUAUGCUCAGGUGAAGCAGAAAAUGGAAGAGAUGCAACAGCACAACAUGUCCUGGAUUGAGGUGCAGUUCCUGAAGAAAGCAGUUGAUGUCCUCUGCCAGUGUCGUGCCACACUCAUGUACACUUAUGUCUUCGCUUUCUACCUCAAAAAGAAUAACCAGUCCAUUAUCUUUGAGAAUAACCAAGCAGAUCUAGAGAAUGCCACAGAGGUGCUCUCGGGCUACCUUGAACGAGAUAUUUCCCAAGACUCUCUGCAGGAUAUAAAGCAGAAAGUACAAGAUAAGUACAGAUACUGUGAGAGUCGACGAAGGGUUUUGUUACAGCAUGUGCAUGAAGGCUAUGAAAAAGAUCUGUGGGAGUACAUUGAGGACUGAGAAUGGCCCUGCAUAAAAUGAACUCUGAAAACUUUACCAUCUAGAGUGCUCAUGCAAUUAAAACAAACAAAACAAAACAAAUACAAGCAAGGAGGCACUAAGCCUAUUCUGACACCGCUGGUCUAUAGUACCAGAAUUCUGUUUUGUUAAUGGAAAGUUUAAGUAAAUUAUAUUGUAAUAAAAAAAGGUAGAUAAACCAUUGUACAACAGUAUUCUAGGCCGCCAACAAAAGUGUGACAGACACACUAAAAGCCCUCCAACUUUAACUUGUAACGUAGCUUCAUUCUCAAAGCUGACUCCUUUUUUUUCAUUUUCUUUUUCCUGAGUGUAGUACAGUUAAAAUUUAAAAUAGCUCCUUGACACUGCUUUUCAUGUCCAAACCAGCCAUUUUGUUGUACUUUGGUAAAGGACCUCUUCCCCUUCCUCCCAUGCACAUACAGAUACACCCAAACACGCAGACUGUCUCUCUCUCAUACCCCAAGGUCAUGAGUGAAUGAUGAUUAGUUCCUUGUAAAGAAAAUUCUUGGGGCGGGGAAGAGGGUAGGCAGAAAGAGGGAUUAAACAAACAAAAAAAAACAAAAAAACUUUGUAUAUGACUUUUAAAACAAGAGGACAACACAGUAUUUUUCAAAAUUGUAUAUAGCGCAUAUGCAUGGACAAAGCAAGCGUGGCACGUGUUUGCAUAAUGUUUAAUUACAAAAAAUAUUUAUUCUUUAAAAAUCUUCAA
Messenger RNA from Balaenoptera musculus (blue whale), 2717 nucleotides. It is a transcript of the gene ARIH1, whose product is annotated as ariadne RBR E3 ubiquitin protein ligase 1. NCBI's taxonomy places the organism in Eukaryota, Metazoa, Chordata, Mammalia, Artiodactyla, Balaenopteridae. The record is from RefSeq and is a predicted model, not a curated record. Bases 323 to 1990 code for a protein of 555 amino acids. Gene Ontology annotation, cellular component: nucleus; cytoplasm; ubiquitin ligase complex. Gene Ontology annotation, biological process: protein polyubiquitination; ubiquitin-dependent protein catabolic process; positive regulation of proteasomal ubiquitin-dependent protein catabolic process. Gene Ontology annotation, molecular function: ubiquitin conjugating enzyme binding; ubiquitin protein ligase activity; zinc ion binding. The transcript has 14 exons.